UGAUAUGGCUGCAUGAAAACGUCCCUUUACGGUAAUUAAAGUGACUCCAGUCAAGGCCCUCAGCUGAGGCAGUAAAUAAAGAAGGAGGGGAAUGUGCGCCAGGCUUUGGCAGGAGGCAUCCAGGCAGUCAGACCCACUGCAAAGUGCUCAGCGCGGGACGCUCUCGCUUCAGUCCACGCCACUCCUCAUCUGCCCAGGAAGCAGACCCCCUCUGCCUGUCUCACUCUAUCUGUCUGCCUGUCUGUGGUGCUCAUCCUAACCAAUGAUGUGAAAACCAGCAGGACAGCUUUCGUCAGAUGCUCCAACUAGUCGUCGCUCCCAGACUUGCGCGGUUAUAUUUUUCAGCUCAGCCUCACAGUUGCAGAGUCAGACUCCAGCUGGUGAUCUCACGAGGAGACCUGGUGCUGUGAGAUGCGGCAAUGUCCCGAGGAAAAUGCCCCCGCGUGAACUCMUUGGACUCCGUCUGGAUCUUGACGUUGGUCACAUUUGCGGUGACCGUGAUGGACGGGGACGCCUACAGCUGCCGUGAGGUGAAAGCGGCUUUCCAGCUGCGGCAGGUGGGGCCACUUCACUUUGUGCCGGAGACACCUUACACAGACAUGUUCCAGUACCUCCUCUCCCUCUCUCAAGGCCAUCUUAGUUCUUUGUUGGAGGACUCCUACUCGUCCCUGUCUCGUCAUGCCUUGCCCCAUGUGAAUGAACUGUUUUCCUCUCUCUCCCUAUAUUUCCGUGGGGCCAAUGUUUCUGUGGAGGCAACAGUACAAAGAUUUUUCAACAACAUCUUCCCGUUUGUCUAUACACGGCUAAUUAAUCCAGACUUCGAAGGGAGCGUAACGACAGGCAGCGUAACGGGCGACUGCCUCCGAAUGAUCAGACAGGACGUCAAUCCUUUUGGACAUCAUCCAGCCGUCAUGGCUCAGGAGCUGGCUGGGGCACUGGUGGCUGGCCGACAACUGGUUAUCGCCUUGAAGAAAGGUGUGGAAGUUAUGAAUGCAACAGAACAUGCCAAUUUGAGCAGGGAGUGUGUAAAGAACCUAAUGAAGAUGGCAUUCUGCUCCCACUGCCGAGGCCUGACAUUGAUCAAGCCCUGUGUGGGCUACUGUCUAAACGUAAUGAGAGGCUGCUUAGCUAGUGUGUCAGAGCUGGAUCAGCCCUGGAGGAAAUAUACCCACUUGUUGGAGCAACUAACUUCUGCAGUGGCAGGGCACCACAACCUGAAGUUAGCCACUCUUGGGGUCAGGGGGCAUUUUGACGAAGCAUUGCUCUACGCACAACUCCAUGGUCCACUCAUUACUGCCACAGUGGACAAGGUGUGUGGCCUGUCUACAGGGGAACCUAAAGGCAUGCAGCCGACUAGCCCAGAGGUCACAACCUCUACCAUAACCUCAUCGACUCCUCUUCCAUCUGCCGCCCCCUUCCAACUUUUACAAGAGCAGAACCUGAGACAUUUUGCCAGAAUAAAGGGCUCAUUCCCCCUGAAACCAUCCAAGAACAAUAAACAUAGUCUGAGAACACUCUCUAGGGAGUUCUUAUUGUUUCUGCAGCGCUAUAAGUCGUUCUUUGCGGUAUUGCCAGAGAUGCUGUGUGAAGCAGAGGGUACUCUAGAAGAUUCUACCUGCUGGAGCGGGGAUGGCGUGGUGGAAAGAUAUACAGGCAGAAUUGUAGGAAAUGGUCUGUCUGCGCAGAGGCAAAACCCGGAGCUCAAAGUUCGCAGUAUGGACCCACUAAUGGCUGAGGUCAAGGAAAGCUUGGAGUGUUUCAACCAGGAGACUGAGGAGAAGUUUCCAAAACUGGACCAGAUCUGGGAUGAUCUGGGCAGUGGGGAAGAGGACGGCAGCACGACAGAUUGUGAUGAUGAAGACGGAUGUCAGAGCUCAGGAGAUGGUUCCAAAGGGAAAGGCGAGGAAGUAUCUCCAAGAUGGAAGCCACCAGAAGGACAACCCGGAGGUGGUAACACACAAGAAAACCCAUCUAAGCCACCAUCAGUGAAGGUGAUAGGAGGCUUACCAUCCAGCAGCUGGCUACAAUCUGGGCACCUUAUUCUGCUUCUAGUUGGACUUUGUGUGCAAUUGAUGCUAUUCUGAUGACAGCACUGUUUAUAAUUCAGUGCUCUUCCCCACCCCUGAAGAAACUUUUAUGACACUCGGAUCACAAACAGGAUUUAUAGGCCUGUCCUCACUCUGUAUGGCUGUACGUCAAUGAAGAAAAAAACAGAAAUGGAGAGCAGGACAGCAUGUGGAUACCACUGUAGGAGCCUGCAGAUGGAAUGCUUACAACAAGAACUCCUACAACAUCACCAAAUAUUAGACUUGCUSUUUCCACAAUACCAUUUGGAACUUGACAAAAAAGGAGCCUUAUACAGUUUUUGCUUCACUUGCACAAAUCUAACCUUUUUUGAUUCAGAUGGGUUGCAUCAUUCUUAAGAACAUUUAUAAACACCUAAAAAACAUGUUGCUUAUAAUAACAUCCUUCUUCCUUUUUCUACUGCUGAUUUUCUGUAUUCUUAAAGCUUUGAAGCUCUUCGCAGCACUGCAUCAGUGCCACCUGUGUGGAGGACUUACGCUCAUUUGAAAUCUCAGCUCAUUACUUUUAGGGGACUACGAUGUGCAUGAUAAACUGAUAGAUCAAUCCCAGUUGCCUGGCCCAGAACAGCAGAUUUGAAAUGCUCAUAUGACUUGUGUACCUUGCAAAAAAAUAGAAUGUAAUGAGUUCACAGGUACAGCAGUGGCUCACUUGCACGGUUGAACAUAUUCUGCAAAUAAACUACGUGUGUAUACUGUAACUGUAUAUAGGUAGAAAGAUUUGAUGGAAUGUAUGAUAUCUUGAUCAGAGAAUAAACAAUGCUCUUAACUGAUUGAGGUUAAUGAAUUAUUUUACUUUUUUUUGUUUCAGAUGGCUAUGACUGUGCUUGUCAGCUCUACACUACAUCUUAAGAAUAGUUUUUUAAAUUAUUUUAUUAUAUUUAAUCAACAAAAAAAGCAAUAAUACAUUUUUUACUUCAAGUCAGUACAUGAAUGAACAUUUUCUGGACUUACUUUCUUUUUUUGUGUGCAUCUUGUGUUGUGUGUUUGCUUGUUGAAUUGCACAUUGUUGAAUGUCUAACCUGCAAAGGUACCAAAAUAUAUAAUAACCUUGCCCAUAUUUUCUCACUACCAAGAUCACAUAUUCUGAUUUUUUUAGAAGCCAUCGAUGCAGUUGUCCUUUAUUUAUUUAUUUUACAUCAAAUAGAAUCAAAAUAAACUCUUAUUCUUGUAAAACAUUUCUUGAAUUCCAAUGGUUAAAAUGUGUUUUGGUCAUUUUGCAUUGGCACAGAACCAAAAUAAAAAGUUAAAUAAAUUAAAAUCUAUAAAUUCAUGUAUCUAUAUGUGGGUCUCUUUAUACUAAUUUUAUUUUGGAGGUUUUUGUUGCGCAAACUAAAAAUAUAUUGAUAAGUAUUGGCACUGUGAUGUGCCUCUUAUAGAACAAACAUUAAUAUAAAAUGGUACAUAAGUACAAUUUAAAGUCUGACUGUGCCAUAUAUAACUACACAGAAACAAAGCUUGGUUAAAUAUUUAGCAUAAUGUCCAAUAAACGUUUAAUUUAAGGGAGAAAAUAAUGAAAAAUCAUCAUAGAAAUGUAACAUUCUGARUGUUGAAUCAAUGUGUCACAUUUUAUAUUCUGCAACCACAUUUGUUUCCUCCCUAUAAUGUUUUCUCCAGACUAGUGCCCACUCCACCCAUUCAUGAUUUACAGCUCUGUACUCUUGCAUGUGUAUAAAUGUACAUAAUUUUCUUUCUUUGCCAUUUGUUUUGUGUCUAAUUGUGUUUCUUUUGUAUCACUGUGAUACUGUGCAAUUGAGCCCUAAUAAAAGUGCUCUGCUCUUUU
Messenger RNA from Austrofundulus limnaeus, 3864 nucleotides. It is a transcript of the gene gpc5c, whose product is annotated as glypican 5c. The record is from RefSeq and is a predicted model, not a curated record. Gene Ontology annotation, cellular component: extracellular region; plasma membrane; cell surface. NCBI's taxonomy places the organism in Eukaryota, Metazoa, Chordata, Actinopteri, Cyprinodontiformes, Rivulidae. Gene Ontology annotation, biological process: cell migration; regulation of protein localization to membrane; positive regulation of canonical Wnt signaling pathway.